AAGGGGCAGCAUCACGGAAAGGAAGCUUCGAGAACGUGAUGUUCGCGCGCGCGCGUGCACUGCCCCGUCUCGUUGCUUGCCGGUCCGGUCCGAUCCGAUCGCAGUUUAGGUUACACAACGUGCACGAGUCGUCGAACGUGCGUUCGCCGCCGGUUUCGCAUUUUGAUCGAUUCGGUGAUUGCGAAAGAAGAUCUACAACUAUGGCUGCCAAUGCUGUGAAGAGGCUGAUUCCUCUUUUUGAUAGAGUUCUCGUACAAAGAGCUGAAGCUAUUACGAAAACGAAAGGUGGUAUUGUAUUACCAGAAAAAGCGCAAGCAAAAGUUCUCCAAGGCACUGUUAUAGCCACAGGUCCUGGAGCGAGGAACGAUAAAGGAGAACAUGUGCCUUUAAGUAUUAAAAUUGGAGAUGUUGUAUUACUCCCCGAAUAUGGUGGCACAAAAGUUGAGCUUGAGGACAACAAAGAAUACCACUUGUUCCGCGAAUCGGAUAUAUUAGCCAAAGUAGAAGUUUAACUCGUUGAAUUUAAGUUGCGUUUUCUUCAGUUUUGUUAAUGCUAUAAAUCGUUCUAGAAUUUCAUGAACAGCGAAAACAUGUAUACAUUGAUUCACAUGCAAUCUAAAGUUCUUUUAAAAAGACCUAAGUUCUUCAAAGAAUUUGUUACUGCUAAGAUGUCAUUGUUUCUUACUAUACAUACAAUUUUCUGAUAAAAUAAAGCAUUUAUCUAUUGUA
This is a messenger RNA of Pogonomyrmex barbatus (red harvester ant), 729 nucleotides long. RefSeq names its product 10 kDa heat shock protein, mitochondrial. The record is from RefSeq and is a predicted model, not a curated record. Gene Ontology annotation, cellular component: mitochondrion; mitochondrial matrix. Gene Ontology annotation, molecular function: ATP binding; protein-folding chaperone binding; metal ion binding. Lineage: Eukaryota; Metazoa; Arthropoda; Insecta; Hymenoptera; Formicidae.